Messenger RNA from Dunckerocampus dactyliophorus (ringed pipefish), 4013 nucleotides. RefSeq names its product transferrin receptor protein 1-like. The coding region runs from base 262 to 2535 and encodes 757 amino acids. Gene Ontology annotation, biological process: iron ion transport; intracellular iron ion homeostasis. The transcript is spliced from 20 exons. The record is from RefSeq and is a predicted model, not a curated record. Gene Ontology annotation, cellular component: external side of plasma membrane. Lineage: Eukaryota; Metazoa; Chordata; Actinopteri; Syngnathiformes; Syngnathidae.
UGCUACAGCAGCCAAAUGUGCAGGUGGGAAUUGUGCAACUGUCAAAGAGAUGCGAGAAAUUGAGGCGUGUGCGACACAUAGUGUCGAAUCAGGCGUUGUGAAAUCGAAGUCCAUUUUGCCUCUGCCGGCGUGCGUCAGCUUGAAAUGGCUCGUCGUGACGUAGGCGGAAGCGCAGUGAACGUCUUUCUGCUCUGAGGAAAGGACACAUUUCUCGGAGAAGGCGGCAGAGUCGGUGGAGCGGAAGCGUCUGUAAGACUCAAAAUGGAUCGUGUCAAGUCCACAGUCAACAACAUGAUUAAAAGCGUCCAGUACAGCAGGUUCACCCUGCAGCGUGACGAGGAAGCAGACAGACAUGUAGAGAUUAAACUGUCUGACGAUCCCGCCGAUGACAACACGGAGGUCGGGCAGGGCGAAGGCUCUCCCAGUUUCCGGCCUGCGCUCCAGGGCAGCAGUCGACGCACGCAGUGCCUCCUGGUGGUGGGCUUCUUGCUCAUCUUCAUUGCUGGCUAUUUUGUCUCUUAUGCCAUCCACCAUCGGUCUGCUUUGGACUCCGUUAGCUGCGGGAAUCAGUCGGCGGCGGCAGGGGCAGUGGACCAGGUGGGGAAAGAGGUGACAGUGAAACCGCAAAAGCAAGAGGACGGGAAAGUGGAGGAUGCGCAUGACGGAGAACUUCAGCUAAACUGGCAGGGCAUUGUUCAGCUUCUCGACGACAAACUCACAAGCCAGGCUUUUGACGCACGUCUCAAGGCGUUCGAUGUGUCGUCACGCUUGGCGGGCAGCGAAGGGGACAUUCAUCAGGGGAACCUCAUUGCUGAUGAAUUCAAGAAACUGAUGCUGGAGAGCUGGACAGAUGUCCACUAUGUUCAGUUGCAGAAGCCUGACAGCAAACGUCCAAAUGUUAUUACCUUUGGUUCCCAAGUCUUCAAACCUACGGGUUACCUUGCGUACAGCAGUACCGGGAAGGUGGAGGGUAAGCUGGUUUACGGCUUUUAUGGCCGACCUCAGGAUCUGGACGCUCUGCAGAAGGAGAACGUCGAGGUGAAAGGCAGUGUGUUGCUGCUGCGAGCUGGAAAUCUCAGCUUUGCAGAGCAGGUGGCCAAUGCUGAAGCCAGGGGGGCCUCUGCUGUUCUCAUCUACCCUGACAUUGAAAAUUACAACUACGUUGCUGACACGGCACUUUAUGGCCAUGUUCAUCUGGGCUCAGGCGACCCGUACACUCCGGGAUUUCCUUCCUUCAACCAUACCCAGUUCCCACCGGUCCAGUCGUCCGCUCUGCCCAAAAUUCUGGCUCAGACCAUCACUGCCAACAUGGCCAAGACCCUCCAAGAUACAAUUGGCGGGCCGAAAAACCUGGGAGGUGUGGAGAACAUCACAGUGGAGGUCAACAACGUGCUUGUCAACACAGAGCUCCACAAUGUGUUUGGAGUCAUCAAAGGAUUUGUAGACCCCGACCAGUACGUUGUCCUGGGAGCCCAGAGGGAUGCUUGGGGUAAAGGCUACGCCAGAGCUGCCGUUGGUUCCUCCGUGCUGCUGGAGCUGGCCAAGGCCAUCAGUGAGAUGGUGAAGAAAGGUGGAUUCCGACCUCGGAGAAGCUUAGUGUUUGCCAGCUGGAGUGCUGGAGAGUAUGGAAGUGUCGGUGCCACCGAGUUUUUGGAGGGUUACCUGUCCUCACUGGACAAGAGGAUGUGCACGUAUAUAAGCCUAGAUGGGAUGGUCUGGGGUCGCGGGGGCUUUAUUGCCUCAGCAAGCCCUCUGCUGGAAAGCCUGCUGGAGAGCACAAUGAAGCAGGUGAAGAGUCCACUGGAUCGUGGCACCGUGUACGAUAUGGUGGGCGGCACCAAAUGGGAGGCCAAUGUACUGAGGCCCAUGUCCAUAGAUGACCCUGCAUAUCCCUUUUUGGCCUUUGCUGGGAUUCCUUCAAUCUCUUUCCACUUCAUCACUCCCAGAACUGAGGCCUACAUGUACUACGGCACCAGCAUGGACAACAUGGACCACCUGAAAUACAACACGGGCCAGCGCACCAGUGAGAUGACGGUUUUGGCCGCCCAGUUUGCUGGCCGCAUGGCCCUCCGCCUGGUCCACGACCGCCUGCUCAACCUGGACGUGAGACGAUACAGCCAGGUCGUGACCAAAGCGUUGAGAAAGGUCUCCAGACAUGUCUACCAGUUGAUCCAGAAUGGUCAGCUGAAAGACGUGGAUCCUGAUUGGCUGGCCAAUGCUCACGGCAGCUUCCAGCGAGCAGUGGCCAACUUAAACAUUGCCAUUGACCACACCGACUUAAGCGAAGACCAGGCCUGUCGCCUCCUCAACGAAAGACUCAUGAGCGUGGAGCAGAACCUCCUCUCGCCGUACGUGUCCAUCGUGGAGAACCCUUUCCGUCACAUCCUAAUGGGCCAAGGCCCCCACACUUUGGCGUCCAUCGCCGAGAUGACUGACCUGAAAGAGCUCCACACCCAGCUGGCCUACGCCACCUGGAACAUGAAGGGGUGUGCCAACGGCAUGAUGAGUGACAUCUGGGAAGACGACGACGAUUAAAUCUAGACCGUGAGCGCGAGCGCGUGUGCGUGUGCGUGUGCGUGUGUGUGUGUGUGUGUGCCAAACUAAAUGCAGGAGAAAAGUGAAAAGAAAAAUUUGAAAUAGAGCAGGAGGCCAUCCAGUAAAAAAAAAAAAAAAAAAAAAAGCACUUAAAGGCUUUCAAUCAGCGCUCUUAGUCCCGCCUCUUUAAAGGUACAAUUUGUAUUGAACACUCCGGACUUACUGGAAGAAUGAAGGAAAAGAUAACUUGUUUUUGUUACAAACUGUACCUUUUCAGAUGUGUUUUUUUCUUUGGAUUGUUUUACGUUGGAGGGAGGGGGCUUUCAAGACCAUCCAACUCUAGAAGAUUAUACUUGAAAACACUGAAUGCUACUGAUGAAUCUGCUGCCCCCUCCCCACACAACACUGAAUUGGUGAGCACCUUCGCUAUGACCUCCUGCCAUCCAAAACACUGAGGAUCUUAUUUAUACGUGAAAACAGUUUUGGUAGCGGCAGCACAACGCCCACUGUUUCUUUCUCUUUUUUUUUUUUUUCUUUCCUUGUCUUUUUGUAUACAACAUUAUCGGAAGCAGUGCCUUCCAUAAUUAUGACGGUUGUACCGUUUAAUCCAACAGCAGCAUCUGCUACAUGACGACUCUUCAACUUGUGCUGACAAAAUGGAGCGCCACAACCGCUCCUCACCCCAGGCAGCUAAAAAAUGAAUACAAAUGACUCGACAGCCAAAUGAUAUAUGAAAAAUACGGCUAGUCGGCGUCCAAAAAAUUUAAGGCAAAAAAGAAACACAAGUUCUGAUAUCAAUUAAUUGCACCACAUGCAAUUGACAACCAGAUUUUCACUGUCUACUGUGGCGUCAGUUAUCCUGGGCAGUAUGCCCCAUAAUUAAAACCCAUUAUCGGGAGCAGUGUCUCCCAUAAUGACAACAAGUGAUGGUAGUUUUUGCCUACCAGUGUGUGCGCGCGUGUGUGUGUGUUACUUUGUGUAUUUAUCGGGAGCAGUGCCUCUCAUAUUUCACUCCCAAGGGUGGAACAUGUCUUUAAAUGUGUAUUUAUCGGGAGCAGUGCCUCUCAUAUUUCACUCCCAAGGGUGGAACAACUUAUCGGGGACAGUGUUUCCCAGAGUUUUAUACUUGACAUAUUUAUUACUCUUACUGUUUGCUUUUGUUGUAGUGGUUAGGCAUGUUGUCCUGAAGAGAUUUCCUGUUUUCUUGCACUUGGUUUAGAUCUUAAGAAUCCAUUUAAAAUAUGGAAAUGAGUAAUCGUUUUCAUGCUCCAGCAUUUAGAAUUACUGACUGUCACCAUACAUUUACAUGUCCUGUCUAAAAAAAGUAAUUUGUAAAAUGGGAGGGCAGAGCAAGUUUAGUCUGUGUAGUUUUUGUUGUACUUACAACAGAGGAAAAAAUGUCAAUGUAUAUUUUUGUUUUCCUGAUAUUGGUGUUUCCAUAUCUGACCAAGAUGAUAAAUAAACCCCUCAGCUUUGCA